UAGCUUUGUAUGGUUGCCCAAGAAACAAGUAUGUCGGCGUACAUCCUGUGGAUCUAUCAUCUGGAAUUCUAGACUAGUUGUACUCGAUUUCAAAUGCUGAGCAAAUAAAUUCCCCGGAUUUUCAUGAUUUUCUUUAUACCAAAAGAAAUAAUUAUAAUGAUUUAAGUAAAUAUAUUUGAUCUAUAUAGAUAGAUUUGUUAAUCAAAGGACGGAGCUAAAAUAACGGGAAAUGGCAGGAAAGAAAGGGAAAAAGGGAAAGAAAGGAAAGAAGAAGGGAGGAAAGAAAGGGAAGAAGGGAGGAAAGUCCAAAGAGAUUCAAAUGACAGCUCAAGAAGCUAUUCUAGCCUAUCAAGUAAAUGUAGUUGAAAAAAAAUUGGAGGAUGUCUCAUAUGAAAUUCGAGGCUGGGAAGAAAGAAUCAAGAGGAAUCUAGAAAGAAAUGAAAAACUCAAACACGAACAAGAAUUAUUACUGAAACAUCUUUUGAAGACAAAUCGUGAUGCAUCCAACAUCACAGAUGCAGAGAGCAUAAAAACUAGAGAAGAUGUGACCAAAGAGAUGAUGUUGAAAUGGCAGAGACAAAGAGAACGAGAGAAAGAUAUAGAUUUGAUCAAAAAAGAAAUUUUGCUGAAAAACAGUGAGGUAGAAAAAGUUCAAAAGGAAGUUCAUUACUGGAAAACUUUUCGAGACUCAGGUCAACAUAAACUACAGAUGCAAAUAAAAUUGCUGGAGCAGGAACUUCAAGAUAUCGACUCCAGUUUUCUUGAUAUGGAAGCACAUUUAAGCCGAGAGAAACAGCUGACUAUUGAAGAGUUGGAAAAAAUGACAGAGGAAGCACUUUUACAACAGCAGGACAAAGCUUCACAGAAAGCUAUGGCUCAGAUGGACAAAUAUGACAGACAGGAAGUUCUUGAUAAUGAUUGGCUGAAAAGAGAGGUGGGUCUACACAGAGCAGAGGUUUCUGGGAUACAACAAGUGGUGGAGCUGUUAGAGAGAGAAAAUCUUGAGUUGAUGAGUGAAUUGUUUGAAUGUUCUGUGGAGGACUUGAAAGUCUCCAGAUCAUUUUAUCUGACACAAAUAGCAGAUUCUGAAAACUUGGAGCAGUCUGGUAUUCUGGAGAUGGACUUGAGUGAAGUGAGUCCUUUGUCUGAAGAGUUUAUUGAAGAGCAAGUCAACAAAUCCGUUUCCACUCGUCCUAAAAGUGCAAUACAGAAAGCUGUAGAGGACAAAGUAUUAUCCAUCCUGGCAAGACAGAGCUCUUCAGAAGAGGAGGAAAAUAAAGAAGAGGAGGACAUGGGUUCGGAUUCAGAGAGUGGAGUGUAUGCCAACUAUUACUUUGAAGAAGAAGAUUUUGAUGAUUAUUUGAAACUUGGUCCUUUGGAACUGAAGUUGUUGAGCAUCACUGGCCAGCCCAAACCCAUUCAUAGAACCAAGACACUCACUGAGGAGGAAAUGGAGGCCAAACAGUUUCGACCAGAUGAGUGGCCAGUGACAACAGCCAUGCUACAUGGUCCUCUGAUGACCAACACAUGAAGACAGAGUCCUUCAGAAUCUCAAUGAAGUAAGCAGUUUGAAGGCUAGAUCUUUAUUUAUUCUGUUACUGCGUUCAUGUUUCCUGUGAGAUCUACAUUUGAUAUAUUCAUCUUUGUGUGUACCUUUUUUAAAUUGACCAUGAUGACUUAAAUAAUAAUAAUAAUUAUUAUUAUUGACACUCUUAAUCAUAUGUCCUAUGAAAUUUUAAAGUGUGCACCUCUACCUGAUCUACCUGUGAUAUUAGUAAUACAUUUCUUUAUAAGUUAACAUUGGUAUAUGAACCUCAACAGUUUAUUUUUCUGUCAUUUAAACCCUGUUAUCUUAUCUAAUAAAAUACUGACAUUACUUCAAAUAAGAAGAUGAUUACUGUUCAGUUAUUUAGAUUAACUAUGAUAGUACAGAAGUAGUGUUAGCCUUCUACUUCAUAAAGUAUGGGGAACUUCUAUUAUUUAUUUAUUGCAUGUGCAAAUGACAGGGACACAACUGAUAACUUUUUAUUUUGGACUACACAAUGUUUGGUUACUUCCCCUGGAGCUUUUCUAAAUUUUUAAUAAUUCCUGAAACAAGUUCUAUUUCAUUAUAUAUACAUUCAUUAGUAAAGUGUUACAUUUCAAAUUAUUUUUGUGAGCAUGUUAAUGUUUCCAAGCUGCCAAAAUUUGUUCUUUUUUUUUUUUAAAGCCAUCUGUUCACAUAAAUAUAAGCUCAAGUCUAUGAAGUGACUUUUUUUUUUUAAACAUGGUAGAGUAGGCAGUUAUAGAAGAGAUAAGAUUGUUGAGAUUUGUUUAGAAUUUUACUGUAAUAUUACGAUGCUCUUGUCAGGACUCACAAUAUUGAAGACACUACAUUUGAUUAUUAUGUGAUAUUGUUAAUAGCCUUCAUAUUAUAUUAUUGUUAUAAAUGACAAAAAAAUAAUAUCGUAACAAAUGCUCCUUUUUAAAUCCAUAUUUUGUAUUCUUCUUUGCAAUAAACAUAUACUGGUAUA
This is a messenger RNA of Biomphalaria glabrata, 2513 nucleotides long. RefSeq names its product coiled-coil domain-containing protein 83-like. The record is from RefSeq and is a predicted model, not a curated record. NCBI's taxonomy places the organism in Eukaryota, Metazoa, Mollusca, Gastropoda, Planorbidae. The transcript has 12 exons. Bases 230 to 1531 code for a protein of 433 amino acids.